CAAAGGCGACCCUCCUGCGAAUCGCUGACCCCGGCAGCUAGAUUCGUCUCCGCUAUCAUAUCUGGCAGAUCGAUCCAGAUCGGUUGAGAUCAACCAUCGUCUCCGUAAUGCCUGCCGCCAGCUUCAGGUGGGAUCUCGAAGAGGAACUAUGGUUGAAGCAACGUGUUCUGGAGGAAUAUCCUGAACAGUCGGAAGCUACUCGCCCUGACUGGUACCGGCAGGUCAUCACGGACUUCAAGGAUCGAUUCCAGCAUGUGCCAACACCUACGGACGGGGAUUUCGACAGGCUCAUGGAGGGGGACGAGGGCGAUAAAUGGGAUAAAGCCCCGGAGAGGAUGUUCAAAAUUGACCACUUUUGGAUCUGUACCUGUGCGGCUUAUGAGCCACCGUCGAAUGACAGCAGCGCUUACUAGAAUUUCCAUUCGGGUUCAUUUCAGAGGAUCAAGAAGUGGAUCAAGAAUCAUCGUGCGCAGAUCCUGGACCAUCCAAAGUCAAACAAAUACACGGCGAAGGCUAUCUCGGUUCCUAAGUCUCCCCCGCGUGCACGCUCGAAGUCGCCGCGAGACCUUUUGCUCAAGUACGACGCCGCGGUCCAGGACAAGAGGAUAGAACUUAAUGCUCUCCGGAAGGACAAUCUACUCACUCAGGCACAGGCGAUGAGCCUACUGGGCAAAUUUGCUACAGAAAGGCUAGAAAUUCCGGAAGUCAACGCCAAAUUCCGUAAGAUGGCCCAG
Heterobasidion irregulare TC 32-1 is the source of this 734-nucleotide messenger RNA. RefSeq lists its product as uncharacterized. The record is from RefSeq and is a predicted model, not a curated record. Lineage: Eukaryota; Fungi; Basidiomycota; Agaricomycetes; Russulales; Bondarzewiaceae. The coding region runs from base 108 to 413 and encodes 101 amino acids. The transcript has 2 exons.